Adineta ricciae is the source of this 909-nucleotide messenger RNA. The record is from the annotation of a GenBank genome assembly. NCBI's taxonomy places the organism in Eukaryota, Metazoa, Rotifera, Eurotatoria, Adinetida, Adinetidae.
AUGUCUACCGAUAGUAAUGUUAAUAAUAGCGGUACUAUGUUUAUUAAUUCAGAAAUCUCUUUGCCACGUAUAGCUCGUUUUUGGUUGAUGCUUCUCUUUAAUAUUCCAUCAACAAUCUGUAGUAUGUGUCUUGUUUCUUAUAUACUUAUAACUCGAACACAGCGACAAGCACUACACAAUCAUACUAUUCUUGCUAUAUUAAUCUUUGGUUUACCUAUUCAAUUUAUUGAUAUCAAUUUUUAUCUUGCUUUCUAUCAUAAUGGUGUUGUACAACCACCUACACAUAGUGUUUGUCUUUUAUGGUGGUUUACUGAUUUGGGCUUUUAUACUGGAGGUGUUAUUUUGAUGGCUUGGUUAGCUAUUGAGCGACACAUUAUAAUAUUUCAUGAUCGUUGGCUUUCAACUAGGACUGGGCGGCUCUUAUUUCAUUAUCUACCACUAGUUAUUUUCUUUCCACCGUGUGAAGAUACUUAUGAUUACACAUUACCAGUAUGUAAUGCCUCACCAUGCUAUCAAUCGUAUGGUAUUUUUACAAUGUGGGAAUUGAUUGUCAAUGGCAGCAUACCAAUUUUCCUAGAAGGUAUAGCUAGUGUAGGUCUUAUUAUUCGUGUACAAGUACAAAGGCGGCGUCUUUAUCAAUCAGCUCAAUGGGGCAAACAACGACGAAUGAUUAUUCAGCUAUUUUUGGUAUCUGGUUUAAAUAUGAGUUUCAAUCUACCAAUUUAUUUUAUACCCAUCCUUCGUCUCUGUGGUUUACCACCAGACUGUGGUGUACAGGCUGAACUUUAUUUCUUUUUUCUUGGCUAUUUUGUUAUUUUUCUCUUUCAAUUCAUACCAAGACAAGCGCAUCAUACAGCAAUAGUUAUACCUUUAGCAAUGAAAACCGCACCAACGAAUAAAGCAGCUUGA